GCUUCCAUCACAGGACUUUCUUGCAAGCCUUGCAAUAUAUAUAUCUCUCUCUAUAUAUUUGUAUAUAUGCGAGAGGAGUUCUUUUGUAUAUAUAAUUAAAUUUCCAACCUAUCUCUUCUCAUAUUCGUUACCUCUCAUAAAAUUCACAGUAAACAACUCUCUCCCUACCAUGGCGUCAACUCAUAUCGAAAACACUGUUUCUGACAUUCUGCUAUCGUCGGUGGUGCCGGGUAGGGUUACCGGAGAGGACAAGGUGCAUGAGCUCACAAACAUGGACUUGGCAAUGAAGCUUCACUACAUUAAAGGGCUCUACUUCUUCAAGAGUGAAGCAAUGGAUGGGACGGACAUCUUUAAGUUGAAGGAGGCAAUGUUUCCUUGGCUAGUUCUGUACUCCCCCAUCUCCGGGAGGAUCCGGCUGCCGGAGAAAGGACGGCCGUUCAUCAAGUGCAACGACGGCGGUGUACGGAUCGUCGAAGCAAAGUGUAGCAGAACCCUUGAGGAAUGGCUUGGCAUGAAGGAUCGUUGUCUUGAUGAUCAACUUGUUUACAACCAUGCCCUUGGUCCUGAUCUCAAUUUCUCGCCUCUUGUUUUCAUUCAGUUAACAUGGUUCAAGUGUGGAGGACUCUCGGUGGGACUCAGCUGGGCCCACAUCCUUGGGGAUAUUUUAUCAGCCUCAGACUUCAUCAACAUGUGGGGCCAGAUCUUGGCAGGUAAUUCCCCAACUCAGUCCCUCGACAUGCCAAACGAUGGAAAACCCCAAUUCCCUUCUCCCCUUGCCAAGAAACCAUUUUCCGUGGAAAAGGUGGACCCUGUUGGGGAUUAUUGGCUCAGUGCCAGUAACUGCAAGAUGGAAACACAUUCUUUUCAUGUGACCCCAAAACAGCUCAACCACGUAUUCGUUAAGGCUUGUGGAUUAAACCAAGUUGCCAAAGCCCCACAUUUCGAACUCCUUUCAGCCUUGAUGUGGAAAUCUUUUGCCAAAGUUGGGGGGAAUUCGGUUCCGAGGAUUGUGACAAUUUGCAACAAUAAUUCUCACAGGAGGGAGAAUGAAAACCCUAGCAAUGGCCAAGUGAUUAGCAUUGUUAGAGCGGAUUUCUACAUUGAGGAUGCCAAUUUAUCCGAAUUGAUGAAGCUGAUUGACGAAGAAAGGAUGGACGAGGGAAAAAUGAUUGAGGAAUUGGUGGAAAUGGAGAAUGGAAAAUCGGACUUUUUAGUAUACGGGGCAAACCUAACAUUUGUAAAUUUGGAAGAGGCAAAUAUGUACGGGCUGAAAAUGAAUGGGCAUGCCCCGGUUUUUGUAAAUUAUACGAUUUCUGGGGUCGGCAACAAAGGGGUUGUUUUGGUGCUUCCAGGGCCGAAAAAUCUCGAAACGGGAUGUCAAGAAGGGAGAACGAUAACCGUGAUCCUGCCGGAAAAUCAAAUGUUGGAGUUGAAAAAUGAGCUCAGAGAAGAGUGGAGUAUUAUUUGAAAUCAAUAGCAUUUGAUUAAAUUAUUAUUUUGACUUGUUGUAAAAAGGAUUAGUCGAGUGCGCGAGUUUCUGGUCGGGGUCUUUUCUUUUUCUGGCAAACUAAAAGAUGGAGGACUUAAGUAUCGGAAGAGUUGGACACUUUAUCAACUAAAUCACUAAAUAAGACAAUUGGGGGUGUGAUUAAUUAUUUUGAUUUUAGUAUGCUAGGCUGCUAGCUAGUAAAAUAAGAGUUGGCCUAAAUAAAUCAUAUCGAUCACCAAGAUCUUAUAUGAAAUGAGCCACAUGUAUAACAGUGUAUUGUUACAACAUAGCUUCUUUAUGAAUUGACAAAAUCUUAUUAGCAGUCAACCACCAAGCUGGUUCAGCUUGGUUCAAGUGGGGAUAAGCUAAUAUUGUUGUCUUGUUCACUGUAAUGGUACAGGACGCGUGUGUAAGAAUUUAUUUGCUUUGAAAUAUUGGAUGGCUUGCCGAGAAUUGUAUA
Cornus florida is the source of this 1949-nucleotide messenger RNA. Its product is annotated as protein ECERIFERUM 2. The coding region runs from base 170 to 1468 and encodes 432 amino acids. The transcript has 2 exons. Gene Ontology annotation, molecular function: acyltransferase activity, transferring groups other than amino-acyl groups. The record is from RefSeq and is a predicted model, not a curated record. NCBI's taxonomy places the organism in Eukaryota, Viridiplantae, Streptophyta, Magnoliopsida, Cornales, Cornaceae.